AUGUCAUCCUUCGCGCCUCUCAGCUUGUACCCGAGUCCGGUGAUCACAUUCAACAUAGCGGUCCCUAGCCGCACACAGCUGGUGAUUGCCAAGACGAGGCAUUUCAUGAUACACAUUCUUUCCGGGGAUGUCCAGGGAGCCCGUCUUGCAGACGUGUUUCGAGCAGGAAAUUCACAGCCGGCUAAAACACUCGGUGCAUUACAGCGAACCGGUAACCAAGUAGUGUGGCCGGAAGCACAUGCCGGGUAUCACAAAGACCACGAGCAACCAUUUCUCCGGGGAGCAGGCGUGCUCUACGUGCUUCGCUGCCGGCUACUAGACAAGCCGUUUGGAGGGCUGGUUCCGGUACGCGAUCACGUCGUGGUCCUUGGUGAGAUUCUGGAAAUUAUGGACGGAGAGGCUGAAGCGGUAGACGGCGCUGGUGCUCCCCGCUUUGGUCUCCUUUAUGGCGACCGCCACUACCGGCGACUGAACGGCGCUGAGCUGAACACUGGAUCGGAGGAGUGA
This is a messenger RNA of Sporothrix brasiliensis 5110, 507 nucleotides long. RefSeq lists its product as uncharacterized. The record is from RefSeq and is a predicted model, not a curated record. Gene Ontology annotation, molecular function: FMN binding; riboflavin reductase (NADPH) activity. Lineage: Eukaryota; Fungi; Ascomycota; Sordariomycetes; Ophiostomatales; Ophiostomataceae. Bases 1 to 507 code for a protein of 168 amino acids. The transcript has a single exon.